Molecule: messenger RNA, 2101 nt
Organism: Rubroshorea leprosula
Lineage: Eukaryota; Viridiplantae; Streptophyta; Magnoliopsida; Malvales; Dipterocarpaceae
Source: the annotation of a GenBank genome assembly
AUGUUAUGCAAAAGAUCACUCCUUGCCUACAAGUAAGUUUUCUCCUCGAUCUAAAAAAUGUAUCUUUAUUGGAUACCCUCAUGGACACUAAUUCAAUUCGCCAUGAUGAAUCAAGAAUAUCCAUGCCUUUACAAUAUUUUGAUGAUGAUGAUCCACCAGAAGUUGAUCAACCCACCAUCAUACGGCCCAAACAGGCUUGCUCAAGGAAUGUUGAUAGUGCUAACUCAAGCGUCGAUGCUUGCAAUGCUACACAUGAAGAGGGAGAUGCAAACCCAACAAUUACUAGAACUUUUGAUGCAAGCCAUGGUGAUGUGGCCAAUCCCAUUAAUUCCGAUUCAAGGCCACAAUGCGAGAGAAGGAAGCCAACCUAUCUCACAGACUACAUCUUAAAUGGGGUUCAAACAAAUACCAACACUUCCUUGACCUCAGGUACGCCGUAUUCUAUUUCUCAUUUUAUUGCAUAUGAUAAAUUUAGUCUUACUCACCGUUCUUUUCUAGCGGCCAUCUCCACUAAAGAUGAGCCAAAAUCCUUUUUUGAGGCUAUCCAAGAUCCCAAAUGGAGACAAGCAAUGAAAGCCGAAAUUGAUGCUCUUGAGAAAAAUAAUACUUGGACUUUGGAGACGCUUCCUCCUGACAAAAGACCUAUAGGUUGCAAAUGGGUCUAUAAAAUCAAAUAUAAUGCUGAUGGGAAAAUUGAAAGAUAUAAGGCAUGCCUUGUCGCAAAGGGAUUUACCCAAGUUGAAGGCAUAGAUUACCAUGAUACCUUUGCCCUUGUUGCUAAGCUAGUUACUGUUCGAUGCUUACUAGCUAUCGCCGCUGCUCGUAAUUGGGAGUUACAUCAAUUGGAUGUUCAUAAUGCCUUUCUCCAUGGAGAUCUUAAUGAAGAAGUUUAUAUGCAACUACCUCCAGGCUACGGGAAUAAAGGAGAACAACGUGUUUGUCGCCUAAGGAAGUCCUUAUAUGGACUCAAGCAAGCAUCAAGAAAUUGGUUUGCCAAAUUUGCUUCAGCUUUAAAACUUUUUGGUUUUCAACAAUCUAUGAGUGAUUAUUCACUUUUCACUUAUCGGCGAGAGAAUAAUUUCCUCGCCGUACUAGUUUAUGUUGAUGAUUUGAUUAUUGCAGGUAAUAAUUCAUCUCUUUGUCAGAAAUUGAAAGAAUUUCUCCAUAUAAUGUUUCACAUCAAAGAUCUUGGCAAGCUCAAAUACUUCCUAGGUAUUGAAGUGGCUCGGCAUCCCUUUGGAAUUUUCCUUUGUCAACGAAAAUAUACACUUGACAUCCUUACUGAAGCUGGAAUGCUUGGAACCAAGUCAUGCCCUUUUCCUAUGGAGCAAAAGCUGAAACUCACUCCUAGUACUGGUUCCUCUCUAUCUGAUCCUAUGCAAUAUAGGAGACUGGUUGGAAAGCUAAUAUAUUUGACUAUAACUCGCCCUGAAAUUUCAUUCGCUGUCCAUACUCUUAGUCAAUUUAUGCAAGCUCCUCGACAACCUCAUCUAGAUGCAGCAAUGCGAGUUUUGCGAUACUUGAAAUCCUCACCUGGACAAGGGAUUUUCCUCUCUUCAUCAAGUUGUUUACAACUUUCAGCCUAUUGUGAUUCUGAUUGGGCUAGUUGCCCCACAACAAGGAGAUUUACCACUGGCUACCUCACUUUGCUUGGCAACUCACCUAUAUCGUGGAAAACCAAAAAACAAUCCACAGUCUCAAGAUCAUCAACAGAAGCUGAAUAUAGAGCUAUGGCUUCCACUGUUAGUGAACUCCUAUGGCUCAAAGGCUUGCUCAAGACAUUAGGAGUUGAUACUUCUCAACCAAUGCAAUUUCAUUGUGACAAUCAAGCAGCUAUUCACAUAGCCACAAAUCCAGUCUUUCAUGAACGCACAAAACACAUUGAACUUGAUUGCCAUUUUAUUCGUCAUUGGAUUCAAGUUGGUCUUAUUAAGACUUCUCAUGUUCGCUCCAACCUACAAGUGGUUGAUAUAUUUACAAAGGCAUUGGGAGGUGAUCAAUUUCAAUUUCUUCUCCGCAAGUUGGGCAUUACAGAUUUACAUGCACCAACUUGGAGGGGGGGUGUUAGAGAUAUUCACUAGCAUAAAAUCUCAAUCACAAA